ACUGCGGCUCUUCUGCGCGUCUCGAUGCGCCUGAGGUCGCUGUUUGGAGCGUCGCCUCCUUCUUCUCUUUCGCUUUUGCUGUGAAAAUGGAGAAACGCAGCGUGGACUCACGGGUCAAAGGAGUCAGCACAGGGACCACCAUCCUGGCUGCCACGUUUGAUGGAGGGGUUGUGAUUGGUUCAGAUUCCAGGGCUUCCAUUGGAGGGGAAUACGUGUCAUCUAAGACCAUCAACAAGGUGGUCCAGGUUCAUGACCAGAUCUUCUGCUGCAUGGCCGGCUCACUAGCAGAUGCUCAGGCUGUCACCAAGGCUGCAAAGUUCCACCUGUCACUCCAUAGUGUGCAGAUGGAGAGCCCUCCACUGGUGAUAGCAGCAGCAUCGGUGCUGCAGGAACUGUGCUACAACAACAAAGAGGAGCUGCAGGCGGGCUUCAUCACAGCAGGCUGGGACAGGAAGAAGGGACCUCAGGUGUACGUGGUGUCUCUUGGUGGGAUGUUGAUCGGUCAGCCGGUGACCAUCGGAGGCUCAGGCAGCACCUACAUCUACGGCUACGUCGACGCCAAAUACAAAGCCCACAUGAGCAGAGAGGAAUGCCUGCAGUUUGCCACUAAUUCUUUAGCUCUUGCUAUGGGCAGAGACAACGUCAGCGGAGGCGUGGCUCACCUUGUGGUCAUCACGGAAACUGGGGUGGAGCACGUGGUUGUCCCCGGCAACCAGCUGCCCAAGUUUCACAACGAGUGACAGCGUCCAACAAACAAGGAAUUCUUGACUUUUGUUUUUCAGCUUUAUUUCAGUAACUGUUUGAAAUUCCUGAUCCACAAUCUCAUCAAUAAUGUCCUGUAUAGGACUGGAAUGUAACACAUUCUGCACACACACACACACACACACACACACACACACACACACACACACACACACACACACACACACACACCUUAAGAACAAGACCAUGAAAAUGAUUCUUGCUAAUUGCAAAUUAUAGAUAUGGCAACAGUGGUGAUAAGUUUCAUAGUUCUUACAAAGUCAAUAACCUUAAAAACGACUCCAUCAGCCUUCACAUUUUGUGUAGUAGAUGUUUGGAAAUAUUUGAAGUAUAAAUGAAGAUUUUACAUUCUACACUUUCUAUUGGUUGAGUGCAUUAAAAUAUCUUGAUCAUUA
This is a messenger RNA of Pungitius pungitius (ninespine stickleback), 1157 nucleotides long. RefSeq names its product proteasome 20S subunit beta 12 (gene psmb12). The transcript has 6 exons. Bases 87 to 740 code for a protein of 217 amino acids. The record is from RefSeq and is a predicted model, not a curated record. Lineage: Eukaryota; Metazoa; Chordata; Actinopteri; Perciformes; Gasterosteidae. Gene Ontology annotation, molecular function: threonine-type endopeptidase activity. Gene Ontology annotation, cellular component: proteasome core complex.